CGCAAAGUGGAUCAUGUUGUACUUUUUUAUUGUAACGAGUUAAACGACUACAUUUUACAUAAUAAAGUAUGAUCCAAAUUACAACUUCUCAUCUGUACAUUAAACAUGAAUUGACAACACCAUUUGAAAUACGUCUAGGAAUGGAUAAUCACAUAUUCAUUUCAGAAGAGUUUUAAUGACAUUUUAUUGUUGGCAUUUAAGAUAAAACUUCGUUUUAGUCAUUAUAAAAUGAUACUGAGAGUGGUCAAAAGGUUCUGUUGGAAAAGAUUGACUUCUUCCAUAUUGAGAAAUAUCAGCACAUUGACUACAGAUGAAGUUAUUCUGGAUAAAAUUGGAAACAAAGGGAUAGUGACAUUAAAUCGACCAAAGGCUUUGAAUGCUCUAAGUAUGACAAUGAUCAGAAAGAUCUUAAAUCAAAUGAAGGGUGCAGGAUUGUCUGUUCAUGGACAUUUUAGAGUAGCUACAGAGAGAACAGUUUUUGCAAUGCCAGAAGCUGCCAUUGGAUUUUUUGCAAGUGUGGGUGGAAGUCAUUUUCUUCCUCGUCUUCAGGGUAAAUUAGGCCUAUAUCUUGCUUUGACAGGCUGUCGACUUACUGGGCAUGAUGUGGUCAAAGCUGGAGUAGCAACACAUUUUGUGGACAGUGGCAGAAUAAACACUAUAGAAGAGAAGCUUUUAAAGAUGGAAUCUCCUUCAUUUCAAGAAAUUGACAAGUUGUUGUGCAAAAACCAGGAACAAUCACCAAUCAAAGAUGGGGACCUAAGCUUCCAGUUGCUUUUGAGUAAAAUCAACACACAGUUUGAUGGUGGGAGUUUGAAUGCAAUCAUAGAAAACCUAAGAAGAGAUAAAUCUGAAUGGGCUAACCAGCAUCUACAGACCCUGUUUAAAAUGUCACCCACAUCCCUCAAAAUAAUCUUCCAUCAGCUAGAGCUUGGAAAAAACAUGAGUCUUCAGGAGUGCCUAAAGAUGGAGUACAGAAUUUCUCAAAGAGUUAUGAAGAAUCAGGACUUCUUUGAAGGAGUGAGGGCAUGUAAUUUUGAUUGACAAAGAUAACAAGCCUAUGUGGAUGCCAGCAACAGUAGAAGAAGUUAGUGACAAUGUCCUUAAAUCUUAUUUUGCAGCCCUUCCUAAGGAUAAAGAGCUUGUGUUUUUUUAGCUAGAGUAUGAUAUUCAUAAGUGUUAUUGCAGAUAAUAAGCUACAUAUGUCUAGUGUGCUCUGUAGAAUCUGGGACAAAAUAAUUAAUCAUGUGCUUCUGAAGUUUUUGGUAACUAGUUUUGAUAGACUCAAGUUCUUCAACAUGGACUGUCUGUUGAAUUUAAAAUUUUGAAGUUUUCAUUUAAGUUCAUCUAGAUAUUUGAACUUUGUGCUGUUUUAUCUUAUAUUUGUUAAAAUGCAAUUUGAUGUUUCAAGACUCUUUUAUAUAUAUAUAUUUGUUGAA
This is a messenger RNA of Limulus polyphemus (Atlantic horseshoe crab), 1436 nucleotides long. Its product is annotated as 3-hydroxyisobutyryl-CoA hydrolase, mitochondrial-like. The transcript has 10 exons. The record is from RefSeq and is a predicted model, not a curated record. Lineage: Eukaryota; Metazoa; Arthropoda; Merostomata; Xiphosura; Limulidae. Gene Ontology annotation, cellular component: mitochondrion. Bases 229 to 1041 code for a protein of 270 amino acids. Gene Ontology annotation, molecular function: 3-hydroxyisobutyryl-CoA hydrolase activity. Gene Ontology annotation, biological process: L-valine catabolic process.